CUGGCUCUGGCGGGAGCGUGGAUGGAGCCAAGGGAUCUGGUUGGCUCAGCCCGACCCAAAGAGGCGGACCUUCAGGGAGGAAGGGUGGGGCCAAAUGAGGAGAACCAGCUAGGGGCAGGUGGCAUCGGGUUGGUGCGCAGUGAUGAUGUGAUAAACGGCGGCGUCAGUGAGGGGGAGGGCAUCGAAGAGCAGGGGGAGGGGCUUAUGGAGGAGCAGGAGUUCUCCAUCAAGGAAGCAAGUUUCCAGGAAGGAAGUCUAAAGUUGAAGAUACAGACCACCAAGCGCACCAAGAAGCCCCCCAAGAGUCUUGAGAACUAUAUUUGCCCACCAGAGAUCAGGAUGACCAUAAGGCCUCCAAUGGGAGACGGCAAAGGAGGGCGGCAGGGGCGAACAGGAGGCGGGGCGGGAGCAGGGCGGGGCCCAAAGGACGAGGAGCGAGGACCCCCCAGAAAACGGACAUACGAGCGCCAGUUUAGAAUGCCAGAGCAGAGGGAAGGAGGCCUUCUACAACUACUGGGAGAUCACACUCUGCCCAAACACCAGCUUCGCAGCUCCCUCCUUCCCCCACACACACUCUCCCACACACAGCAAACACAGAACACCCUCAUGCCGAAAUUGCAACACACUCAUGGACAUCAACCCCAAAUUAGCCCGGACUGGAUUGUGUCUACAGAGACCUCUUCAUCCCCAGCCCAACCUGCAGACUCUGAUCCAGCCAGAGAUCUGGCAGGAGUCAGUAGAGGCGCUCUGCUCAGUACAACACUACCGUUCUCCCGAACAGCAACGCAAAGUCCCUCACCUCAAAGAUCCCUGACUCCAGACUUGCAGCUGCCAGUGGUUACGGAUGCCAGUAUUCUUAACCUUACCUCCCUGAGCAGAGGGAAGGGUUUGCAAGAGGUCAGUGAACAGCUCUUUGGUAACAUCAAAAGGAAGUACGGGAGGAAGGACUCUCAGAGGAUGCUCUUUAAUCCCCACAGUGCUGAUACGCACUGGGGAAGGCAGCCAGAGGGAGGGUCGGACAGCCCGAGUAAUUCAGAGGAGAGGCAGAAGUACCGGCAAGAGACGACGGCUGAGUGGUUCCAUGAAGACAGAGAGGAAAGGAGAAAAGAUGAAAAAGAGCAAACAAUUGCUGGGAGAAGAGGAGAUGAAGAGGAGAGAGGGGUGCCCAUGCUGACAGAGGAAGGGAAAGGAAGAAAAAGACGCAGGAGGCCUUCCUAUGACGAGUCAUUUUCGGUGGAGGAACAAUCACAGCAACAGGCUGUGAAUACUUCAGAGAAACCCCAGAGUGGGCCCCCAGAACUCAAAGUAGCACAUAAGAUAGAGACUCACAAAAACGAUUUGCGUCUUACAAGUCAGAUUGAUGGGAUGGGAGACAGGAUAGAAAAGACAGACAGAGCGGACAAAGGUGACAAGAGAGAAAAAGGAGAUAGGAUGGACAGGGUAGAGAGAGGGGAGACAGCUGUGACUGACCAGGAGCCAGAUCUGACUGCAAACAGAGUGAAGAAGAACCCUGUGGGUCGUCCUAAAAACAGCACGGAUACCUCUAAACUCAGAGAGCCUAUUUAUAAUCACAUCAGCAAACCCAGUCUCAAUGCAAACCCCAGGCUUUCUAGCCCCAACCCCAGCCUCAGCUCGAGAGGAAGCAUCAGUCCUGCCCCGAGUCCUAAAUUCAGGGCCAGCAUGAGCCCUAGUCCAAGCCCCAGAUCCAGAAUGGAUCUUAGUCCCAGUCCUAGUCAUAGCACCAGCUCUGCAGGCAGUUCAAGACCAAGCAAGGCCAAUGACAGAUGGUCCUACCUGAAAGCUAAAAGCCAUGCCAGUCUCACUUCACCCAAGAGAGACAACCUGGGUAGUCCUUCAACCUUAGCAGAUCCACCCUGUGCUUUCCCAAUCACCCCCUCUAGUCCACUCUACACUAACACCGACAGCCUAACUGUCCACACUCCCAUUAAGAGAAAACGAGGGCGGCCCAAGAAACAGCCACUCCUGACAGUUGAGACCAUUCAUGAGGGCACGUCCACUUCACCCCUGAGUCCUCUGGCCCGGGAAACCACGGCAGGGCUCAACCGCAGAAGAAAGACGCAUCCACUAAACACAUUAGUGCAAAUGGCUUCAACAACGGCCAGUGGUGGUCCCAACAGUCUGAAACUCAAGCGCGGCCGGGGCUAUUCCAGGCCGGUGAAUAAGAUGAAGCUGGGAAAAAUGCAGAGCAUUCUGAAUGAGAUCCUUUCAGGUUCGAAUCAGAGUGGCGCCCUGGCUCUCAAGUCAACCUCCGUCCCCGUUGCCACAGCUAUGAGCGCCAUGGCGUCCACCAUUGAGGCCCGAUUGGGAAAACAGAUAAACGUCAGCAAGAGAGGAACCAUCUACAUCGGGAAGAAGAGGGGGAGAAAGCCCAGGGCAGAGACCCAAGGCUCCGUCCCUCCAAAAACCACUCGGGACAAGCCACCGAUGUCUGUUUCCGGUCUCUAUGAGAACACUGCAGUGCCUUCCACCGCUUCAUCUCCCAGUUCUAGUGCUCCGUCACUAAGAGCCAGCCACUUGGAUACCUCCAUGCCAAGUUUGCAGCCCAUCUCAGCCCUGCCCUCCAAACCACCCGGCAGGAGCUUCCUCUCAGGGGGUUGGAAACUUUCGCCUCCUCGCCUGCUGGCUAAUUCCCCCUCCCACCUGUCAGAGGGGGCAUCGGUAAAGGAGGUGACCCUGUCCCCUAUCAGUGAGUCUCACAGUGAGGAGACUAUUCCCAGUGACAGUGGAAUCGGGACCGACAACAACAGCACCUCAGAUCAAACCGAAAAGGGCCAUGCCUCUCGUCGCAGGUACUCGUUUGAUCUGUGUGGGUUUGAGUCUGUGGAAGCUGCAGCUGUGGACGCAUCCAACAGGGGCGGCAGAGCUCGCUGUGAACGGCAAGCCACCGCCAUUGAUAACUUUCUGUCGCAGCAGGAGAAGAAGCAAAAGCACCAUCGCAGGAAGAGGAAGUGCCUACAGAGCCGUGAUCAUCUUCACUUUCUGUCUGAACUGGAGGAGGUCGUAUUAAAGCUCCAGCAACUGCGAGUGUCUCACAGACGAUACACCUGCUACCCCCAGCAUCCUUAUCCUUCCAUUUUCCGCCUCAACUUUCAUCAUUACUACCCGGUUAGCUAUGACUCCUACCCCUGUGACUCCAGCUCAUACCUGCGCCGGACUGCUGAUCUGAAGGCCAAGAGGAGACGCGGUCGACCAGCCAAAGCCAGCGAGCCAAUCACAUCAAAACUGCCUUUUGUUCAAGGAUAUGGUUAUCCGCUGGGAGGGGGAAAUUACUAUGCAGCACCGUAUGCGAUGCCUUACGCACCUCCUCUAAGUCUGGGCUACUUUCCCCCCGCUCCCCCAUUUUACCUGCCUCAUCACUCACUUGGACCAGCACCUCCAUCUCCUUUCAUGAGGCCUGCUGUCCCACCUCCUAAGGCUUUUCACUCCAGUGGACACUCAAAACUGCAGGUUGGAUCCAAGAUUCGUGGCACCAAUGGUUCGCUACAGGGUCCCCCUGUAAGAGGAGAGGGUCUGGGAUCCCUGAACAGCGCCGGUGCAGGUGGUCUCGCCGGCGUCCGCCUCCACAAGAGGAAGCACAAGCAUAAACACAAGCACAAGGACGAACCACUCCUCUCACCACGCGACCGCCAGGAGCUGGGUGGACUUUUCAGUGGAGCUAAGAGCAACGUGCGCCUCAGCAUGCUGAGUGAGAGGAGGGACUUGGCCAGUCAGGGUUCUUCAAAGCAUCUGGAAAAGCAGAGGGGCAAUAGUAGAGACUCAAACCUGGGAUCCAGCCUGGGGAUUUUUGAGUCAGACCAGCUGUCCAUACACUCUCAUGCUGACAGUCAGUUUCACUCCCGUCAGACUGUGCAGCCAGUAAAGAGCUUCAUGAGCAGCUACAGCAGCCAAUCGCAGCGGUCAGAGUCAGCUUCUGACCUGUUUUCGGGUUCACGAGAGGAUGAGUGUGUAGGGAGGAACAGGAGGACAAGGCUGGCCGUCUUUGGAGAUCAGGGCUUAAUGUCAUUCCAAGCGGCCAGGCAGGAGCCAGAGCCCAUGAACAAGUGCUCCAGUCCAUCCCUCACUGGUGUUCCCAGCAAGCGAAGAUAUAAGCGUCGCGAGGUGGAACAGAUCCAGAAGGACGUUAGAAGGAUGCAUUCUCUGAACUUCGACCACGUGCAGAAGAUCCUCCGUGCCAAGCGCCUGCAGCGACAAGCCAAAACAGGAAAUAAUGUCAUCAAAAGACGGCCUGGGCGGCCCCGAAAGCAGCCCUUAGAGGAAUCGGAGCCGGCCAACAUAAGGGAGGAAGACUGGGCAGACGGUCGGGGUUUGGACUUACUGACCGGGAGGAGAGGUGAUGGGAGGACUCUGGGGAUGCCUGUCCUGGAGAGGUGCGAUAACCUGCCGGGUCGGCAGAGCAACAGGCCCAGCUCGACCCCCGAGCCUCCAGAGUUCACCAAUCACGACUCCAUCUCAGCAGCUAUUGAGACCGUGGUGCAUCAAGCCAGGUCCGUCCCUCUGCCAGCUAAAGGGGGGAAACGCAGAGGCAGGGGCCACAGCAGGGACGAAUUAUGGGCUCCUAGCAGUCAGUAGAGCUGAAGGAGAAGAAAACCUCAGAACUGAGCAGAUAUCAGAGUCAGAGCUGUUUUUAGCCUAUCAAAUGCAGUGCCCUUCAUUUUGGGACUCUUUGGUGCACUUUGACUUGUUUCUCUUUUCUCAUUUGUUGUGAGGAACUCAAUGGGUUGGUGGUGCAGCUGGAGGAGAGAACGUCUCCCUCAAUUUGCUAAACCCAACCAGACAUGGGCCUUUUAAAGAUUCAUUGGACCUUCAUUUACAAUGGCACUAUAUGGUACUAUUUGAUACUGAAUCUGAUGCUAUAAAAGUGUGUGGUACUUAUGAUAGAGUAGGAUUUUAUGUGAUUCUUUAUGUAUCUGAUACAGUGAUGUGUUUGGUACUAUAUGAUACCAUAACUGAAUGUGGCUUUAGCCAUAUAUUUACCAGCAAGGGGAGGGGUUGUGGUUAAUAUUAAACUGUGCAGCUGUGCUUAUUUUUGCCUUUCUGAGGAAGCCUGUCAAAGAUAUGUGGGAUAAUACAUCAGUAUUUAAGCCACCUUACUCUUUAUGUGUUUUUGUAUUCUCCGUCCUUCAUUACUUUCCUCCAUUUCUCGCUCUCCCUUAGAAGUAAAUUACACUUCCUGGCAGCUUCUCCUCCUUGCUUGACACUUUCCCCACUUUUUUAGCCCUACCUCGUGUCUGCUGCUCGACUCCAUUUCCCUUUGUUCUGUUUUCAUUUACACCGACUGAUGUUUUCAAUCUCCCAUUUCUUGAGCUUCCUCAAUUUGCCCCCUGUGUCAUGUAUUUCUCCCUCCCUGCUCAGGCGUCUACUGGGCAGGGACGUAAAGGCAAUAUGGUGGAUGAGAUUAUUCCAGACUGUACAUAGAAAUAAAGUCCACUGUUGCCUGCCUUGUACAAUGGGAAACCAGCUCAUAGAUGUGUACUGGCAUACAGUAUAUUAAAUAGAAUUGUUGUACCAUAGACAAUGAAAGUGUGUAUUGUUUUAUAACCAAAAACAGACAUGGGUGCGACUCAAGACAAGUUUGUUUUCAGACAGAAAAAAAACACAUAUUCAUUCAUACACUCAUUAUUGUCUUUAUAUCCAGGGGGGCAUUGGAUACGGGAGGAAUGUCAGGUGUGUUUUUGGUGAACCUUAGAGUUGGUUUAAUGCACUAUGAAAAAUAAAAAAUAAUUCACUAGCAUCAAUCAAAUACAGCACUUACAUGCUUGUUUUAGCCUUAUGUUUUGGCAUUUCCUGGUUUGGUAAACAUUCCAGAGAGCAUGCAUUAUUUUAAUCAAUUCGUAUAUGCAGGCUGCGCAGCCAAAAGCGUGAAACCCAAGCCUGAGUCUGAAUCGUGAUUGGACAGUCCAGCAGAAGAGGGCUCACAUUCAGUGUUUUGAAAAGCUAAUCCCAGUCAUUCUACUCAACACAAUUUUCUAUUCAUGUCCCUGCAAAUAUUUUUGCAAAGUAAAUCCAGUAUUUAGUUUUAGAAGCCAAAGUCUCAGUAUUCAGUGUAUGGAUGUAUUAUUUAAAAGUAUCUAAAUCAGAGAUUGACAAACUCUCCACCAUGUUGGCAACAAUGUAAAGCAUUCCAAUGUGCACUGUAGAAUGUAGCCAUUUUGUAUUUUUGUGUCAAUAUGUCAAGCAUUUGUUCAACUCUAUCUGCAGUAUCUGUGACUUUGGGAAGUGGUCGGAAUUUUCUGUGAUAUGUAUUUCAGAGGUUGAGCAAGGGGGCAGUGUUUAUUGAGCAGCCUCUUGUUUCAGGAGGCUGUUUUUCUUCGGGUGGGGUGACAUUCUCGUUUGCAGCAGUUAAACUUGUGCCUUAUGUUUCUUUCUCUCACCAAUUACAUUUGAUCUGAAAAAUCUAAAAAUGGCCCAGCACAGUGACCCAAAAUGUUCGCGGCCGUGCAUGAGACGCGUGCGCGCGUGUGUGGGUGUGUGUGUUUUAGUC
This is a messenger RNA of Menidia menidia (Atlantic silverside), 6502 nucleotides long. NCBI's taxonomy places the organism in Eukaryota, Metazoa, Chordata, Actinopteri, Atheriniformes, Atherinopsidae. The record is from the annotation of a GenBank genome assembly.